Molecule: messenger RNA, 1137 nt
Organism: Suillus subalutaceus
Lineage: Eukaryota; Fungi; Basidiomycota; Agaricomycetes; Boletales; Suillaceae
Exons: 4
Coding region: 323-880 (185 amino acids)
Source: RefSeq, a predicted model, not a curated record
CUUCGAUCGAAGCAUGGAAGCUAGGAGAAAAAUAUGCUUAUAACAAGAGCCUCAAUCAAGACAUGACGAAAGUCUCUUGUUUUCUCACCACAUCCAUCGUCGCUCCUUUGCAUCCAGGCAGGCUUAUAUCACGCUUUGAGCCUUCAAAGUACUACUAAUCGCGACUUGUCGAGCGCGGUCAGUCUCCCCUAAUACAGCAUAUAGUCAAACCAUAAUUCCAUCUCGUUGACUGUUGUUUCUAUCUCCACUCGUUGUCAGCUUGUGUCCGAAAAUAGUCCGUUAUACAACUGGCCACUUUACAUCCGAUUGAAGCACUAUAUUUAUGUCUUUCAACAAUGACACAAGUCCCACCGAUACUUCCACCUCUCCCACUGAGACCGGGGCGGAUCUUGACUUCAGUCCUCCGACAGACGGGCAUGUUGUAGCUAUAGCCGUGACCGUUGGCGUUGUCGGUGUCUUCCUUUUUGUACUCAUCGCAUGGCUUCUCCUACGCUUGCGUCGCAGACCAGCUGAUGAGGUUGAUGCGGCUCCCUCCCCCCGCAUACGGCGCAUUUUCACAUCAGAUAAUACUCGACCCUCGACUGAGUCCAAGUUCAGUUUCAUGCGGAAACCGAUGCGAGUUGCUCACCAGCAAGAUGAUGGUUCUUGGGACUUUUCGGACCCAGACCCAACGCAAUUAUACGUACCCCCCGCUCCGCAGUGCCAGCUCUCCCCGCUGUGUGCACCACCACGCUCCAAUCGCUCUAGUAUAUACAAGGGCGAACUGUCCCCAACUGACACGGAUCUUGAGGCUCCUCCACCUGCUUACUGCGUAGACGGAACUAUGUGGUCGAUGUGUACCCCUCCAACAGACCAUCCGCCCCAAGCUAGUGCUUAUUAGUUUUGCUCAGUUAUUCUUACCUUCACCUUAUUGUUUUUGUCACCUUUGAUACUUUAAUUUUUCUGUAUUUCGAACUGUCUUUCGUUAGGUGCCCUCGUUUGUGACUUGUUAUAAUUGAUUCGCCAUGUACCAUACAGAGACCCUGGUAGCACAGCUCAACAUGGCACACGACUACGAUCGUCGAUAUGUAUAACCACACUUGUAUUUUUACUUCAUACAACUUGUGGUUAAUAUAUCAAAGAUCUGCGUUCUUCUAA